AUGAAGUCUAUCCACAUUCUGCAAACUUUCCUUCUUGUUCUCCCCUGUGCCAAUGGAGCCCCUACGGCCCAGCCUUCGAAUCCUCCAUUGAGAGGCUCGGAGGAUCUGCUCGGUUAUUCCUCCUCCAAUACCAUCACGGAGCAGUCGACCGAGGUCAAGUAUACCCUAGUGACUGGGCAAAAGGAGGAUGCCAAUAGCGGGGUGUACCUUGACUUUGAGGGCGUGAACAAUCCCCAGCCUAUCCGGGGAGAUCUGGGAGGGUCGGACCCAGGACCGAGAAAUACGUACUAUGAUCAGAUAAAUAGCGAUAAGCUGGCUCCUCCUGGGACGGAUCAUGGUCAGACGAUCAACGCGCAGUGGCCGAUGGGUAUGUCUUACCUACAUGACGACGGGGCUGGAUGGGCCCGACAGGAGAAUACGAACGUCAUGCCGGACGCAACAGCCAUGGCCGGUGUUGACAUGAGACUUGAGCCCGGUGCGUAUCGGGAACUGCAUUGGCAUGUCGCGGCGGAGUGGUCGUUUGUCCUCAAUGGAUCCUGUCGGAUUCAGGCCGUCAAUGAGAAUGGGGAAACAUUCAUCGACGAUGUGAGCGAAGGUGAUGUCUGGUUCUUCCCUCCGGGCGUUCCUCACUCCAUUCAAGCCCUCGACACAGGGGUCGAGUUCCUUCUAGUCUUCGACGAUGGAUCCUUCUCCGAGGAUAAUACCUUCCUCGCCUCGGAAGUCUUUGCACACAAUCCCAAAGAAGUCCUAGCCAAAGACCUGGGUGUCCCCAUCACCGCAUUCGAAAACCUCCCCGAGGACGAACUGUACAUCUUCCCCGGCACCCCAGCCCCCAAGGACGUCGAGGCCCAAAACGUCUCGACGGCAGCGGGAAUCGUCCCCAGAAUGCAGAGCUACUCGUACCACUUCUCAGAGCAGCCCGCCCACGAAGUCGCCGGUGGAUCAGUCAAGAUCGUGGAUCCCGUCACCUUCCCCAUCGCCAGUAACUUCUCUGCGGCUGUUGUGACCGUUAAGCCGGGCGGGAUGCGCGAGAUCCACUGGCAUCCGAGCAGCGAUGAGUGGACUUUUUUCAUCCGCGGCCAGGGCCGCGCGACGCUGUUCUCGGCACCCAGUACGGCCACGACGUUUGACUACCGUGCCGGAGAUGUGGGAUACUUUCCCCAGUCGAACAGUCACUAUAUCGAGAAUACGGGGGACGAGGACCUGCUCUUCCUCGAGGUGUUGCAGGCAGACAAGUUCACUGGGCAAUGGAUUGCAUCUACGCCGCGACAGAUCGUGGCAGAUACGCUGAAGCUGAGCAAUGAGACCUUGAGCAAGUUGAAGACGGACAAGCAGUAUGUUGUUGCUGGAUAA
Messenger RNA from Aspergillus fischeri NRRL 181, 1353 nucleotides. Its product is annotated as putative oxalate decarboxylase. The record is from RefSeq and is a predicted model, not a curated record. The coding region runs from base 1 to 1353 and encodes 450 amino acids. Gene Ontology annotation, biological process: oxalate metabolic process. The transcript is spliced from 6 exons. NCBI's taxonomy places the organism in Eukaryota, Fungi, Ascomycota, Eurotiomycetes, Eurotiales, Aspergillaceae.